This is a messenger RNA of Lymnaea stagnalis (great pond snail), 10167 nucleotides long. NCBI's taxonomy places the organism in Eukaryota, Metazoa, Mollusca, Gastropoda, Lymnaeidae. The record is from the annotation of a GenBank genome assembly.
AUUUUUGGCUGUUGAUAACUCGCUGACAGCUAGUAGGCCUCUCCAGAGGGCAUGCUUAUGGAGUUGAUGCGGUCUACAAUAGUGGGGGAUAAGGGGGUCCUUGGGUUCGUUCCUUCACUUUUUUUCACAAGGAAUUGACCCCUGGGUGAAUUGAUGUAUAACUUCGGGAUUCAUUAAUAAUACAGAUAUUGACUUUAAUCCUAUGACCCGGAUGUAAUAGACCUGAAAUUUUAAAAAAAAAAUUAAAAUAAACACAUCUGACAUCGACUACGAACCCGUUAAACAAGAUGGCGUCCGGUCCCAACACACGUCUCCUGCUACAAGCAGGCGCCAUGGUGCUGUUUUUACUGACUUCUUGUCUGGCGGAAAUGACGGAGGAACAGUUGAAGGCCAUGGAGGCCAUGAACCUGAAGCACAUGCUGAAGGACGAGAUCAAACUUGUCGAGAAGGACGCCCGGAGGCAGGGGCCGAGAAAGUUCUCUGACGGCGAGGGGACGACCCCGGACCAACAGAACUUCUCGCAUCCCUACCACAAACCUGGGAUCGUUGAUGAAAGUAAGUUAGGGGGUCGCGAACCUUAAGAUCAAUUGUUCAAUUUAUUUCAUGGUUUUAUUAUAUAGAGGUUAAUAACAGCUUUAAAAAAAAUGGUUUAAAUGAAACAGACAAGUUGGCAUAUACACUAGAAAUAAAAAUAUUGGGCUGAAACAAUUUUCUACAAUUAAACAAUAAUAAUAAUUACCUUUUCAUAUUUAAAAAAGAUCAUUUUUUUCCCUUUCUAUUCUUCAUUUAAGUUAUUCGGGUAAAAAAGAAAUAUCACUUUACUAAUAAACAGUGUCUGUCUUGUACCCGGUGCAUGCACUUGCCGAAAGAACAAUAAUGAGAUCCUGGCAAAAAGUUUCAUGAAGAAAAUCAGUUAAAGAGCCCUCAAGCGUUUCUUCGUAUUCUUCUGGCGCAUUUUUAGAGCCAAUUUUAUAUUUCCGGAGAAUAACUUUUAAAAAAAAAGUUAAUUGAAAUUUUUCUGUUAACCAGAAAGAACUCGCCACACUGUGGCCGCGGCAAUUUGUGAGCUACAUAUCUAAUAAAGUUAUUUGAAGAGAAAAAAACAAACACAUGCCAUCAAGUAACGCACUAAAGUCAUAGCGCCAAACAGAGUGAACUUCCGGACGUUCCUCUAGUGAACGCAGCGUUACCGCCAGACACGCAAGCAGAGAGACGUUCAAGAAUUAGUAGUUGUGUUUUAUCUAACGACGCUUUUUUUUUGGUUGUUGUGAAAGGGUGGAGUUUAUGAAAGGGUGGAGUUUAUGAAAGGGCGGAGUUUAUGAAAGGGUGGAGUUUAUGAAAGGGCGGAGUUUAUGAAAGGGUGGAGUUUAUGAAAGGGUGGCGUUUAUGAAAGGGUGGCGCUUAUGAAAGGGCGGAGUUUAUGAAAGGGUGGAGUUUAUGAAAGGGUGGCGUUUAUGAAAGGGUGGAGUUUAUGAAAGGGUGGAGUUUAUGAAUGGGUGGCGUUUAUGAAAGGGCGGAGUUUAUGAAAGGGUGGAGUUUAUGAAAGGGUGGCGUUUAUGAAAGGGCGGAGUUUAUGAAAGGGUGGAGUUUAUGAAAGGGUGGAGUUUAUGAAAGGGCGGAGUUUAUGAAAGGGUGGAGUUUAUGAAAGGGUGGAGUUUAUGAAAGGGUGGAGUUUAUGAAAGGGUGGAGUUUAUGAAAGGGUAGAGUUUAUGAAAAGGUGGAGUUUAUGAAAGGGUGGUGUUUAUGAAAGGGUGGAGUUUAUGAAAGGGUGGAGUUUAUGAAAGGGUGGCGUUUAUGAAAGGGUGGCGUUUAUGAAAGGGUGGAGUUUAUGAAAGGGUGGCGUGUAUGAAAGGGUUAAGUUUAUGAAAGGGUGUCGUUUAUGAAAGGGUGGCGUUUAUGAACACAAGUUAUCUUGGAUGCAUGUUUGUGUGUGUGUGUGCGUGUGCGUGCGCGCGUGCGUGCGUGUGUGUGCGCGCAUGUGGGCCCGGGCACUUAAAAUAUUUUUUUUAUUAAUCACUCAAUAUUUUAAACACGGUUUAAUUUGUGAAACGAUACCACAAUCAUGCAAUGACUCGCUAUGUUUGUGAUCAACAGUUCGAUACUCGUAUCGCCGGUAUCGAGAAAUGAUAUUCCUAAAGGCGGGUAAGUUCUGGAUGGGGACCAACGAUCCCGAGUCACCAACAGGCGAGUAUCCAAUGAAGCAGGUACCUGUCAAGAGUUUCUAUCUCGAUGCCAACCCUGUGAUCAACGCCGAUUAUUGGUAAGUAGGCAUGACCUUAGAUCUGUUUAACGACCGAGAGAAUCCUGAAAGAAAGUCAGCCGAAAUUCCCACAUACAUUUUGCCUUCUCAAAAUCUGUUACUACCACGAGAACCAUUUAAUUGUACACAAUGUCCUCCAGAGGCUAUUUUAAUUUCAUACUGAAAUGGAUUAAUGUCCUAUAAGUUUAAAUUGAUGUCCCCAGGAUUGGAUCAAUGUCCUUUAGGUUGGAUUAAUAAACUCCAGGAAUGGAUGAAUGUCUUACAAAACUAAAUUAACGCCCUUCAGGACUGGAAAAGUUCCCUCUGGGGUGCAUUAAUGAAAUUCUGGAAUGUUCUACAAUGCUAAAUUAAUGUACUCUAGGACUGGAUCAAGUCAUCAAAAGCGGGGCUAUUAUCGCUUUAAGCUAUGACAAACUCUUUUUUCAUUUGUCAUCCACCCCACAAGAUGUUCCCCAAUGUCUUCAUCCGCAUUCUCUCCCCCCAAUGUCUUCAUCCGCAAUAAUCUCUCCGCCGAAUGUCUUCAUCUGCAGCCCUCCUCCCAAAGUCUUCAUCCGCAGUCUCUCCUCCCAAUGUCUUCAUCCGCAGUCUCUCCUCCCAAAUUCUACAUCCGCAGUCUCUCCUUUCAAUGUCUUCAUCCGCUCUCUCUCCUCCCAAUGUCUUCAUCCGCAGUCCCCCCCCCCCGAUUUCUUCAUCCGACGUUCCCACUAGUCCUAGAAUUUAAGUUUGGUCUAGGAAUGUUCUAAAGUAUUUACCCCACUGUCUCUGCUAUCUACCUCACUGUCUCUGCCUCUACCUCACUGUCUCUGCCAUCUACCUCACUGUCUCUGCCAUCUACCUCACUGUCUCUGCCAUCGACCUCACUGCCUCUGCCAUCUACCUCACUGUCUGUGCCAUCUUCUGUUGCAGGGCCUUCCGUGCGACAAAGAAAUUCGUCAGAUCAGAGGCGGAGAAGAAGGGUUGGAGUUGGGUGGUUGACAUGUUCCUCAGCGACGAGACGAGGGAUUACUACAGCAUGCCUGGGCCCCGCGGGUGGGCCGCUGUUAAAAAGGCCACCUGGGAUAAGGUGAGACUUACCACGUGACCUAUAAUAUUUUGUACAACUGGGGGAGGGGGUGGAAAAAAAGGGAGGAGACGGUUAAAAAUGUGCAUAAACCUUUGACAAAUAAGAGUUGUUGUGCUUUAUUUGGGAGAUAACACUGUAGCGACAUCAUCAGCAGUUAGUGCCCCACGACCUUUAUUUAUUAUUUUAUGAUAGAUAUUUUAAAACCAGUAAUGAAACUGUCAACAUUUGUGUAGAUAUGUAUUUCUGUUUUGGGGGAGUGGGGAGUGUGUGUGUGUGUGGGGGGGGGUUAAAAAACAAACUCUGUUAUUUUUUUUAAAGAUUUAAUUUCAACUCACAAUUCUAUCGAGCUUUUUUUUAUUAUCAUUGGUUUUUAGCAUCAUUAGUUUUUAGCAUCAUUUGUUUGUAGCAUCCUUUGUUUGUAGCAUCCUUUGUUUGUAGCAUCCUUUGCUUGUAGCAUCUUUUGCUUGUAGCAUCCUUUGCUUGUAGCAUCCUUUGUUUGUAUCAUCAAUUUAGUUGACCCACGUGAACCCCUCGUGGAUGUUCGCGUCCGCCUCGUACUCUCGCAAUGACCUGCACAGGCGCAACUGAGUUGUUGACACGAGUGUGUUGUAAAAUUGAUUGUUCAAUGAAGCAGUGUGUAGCUAAAAUCCCUCUGUCCGGGAGUUUUGUGAGCUGUGGUUGCUUUAAAAAUGAAAAUUAUUAUCAAUAGUAUUUUUUUUUUUUUUGUGGUUCAUUUUUUUUUUGUUUUUUUUUUUUUUUUGUGUUUCUUUUUUUUUUUUUUUUUUUGUAGAUAAUAUAUUAUUUAUUAAAAUUUUAAUUCUAUAAGGUAGAAAAUAAUACAUAUAUAUAUAUAUAUAUAUAUAUAUGUCACCAGUAUAUAUAUGUAUAUGUAUUUAUGUAUGUAUAUAUAUGUAUAUACAUGUAUAUAUAUUUAUUUGUUUAUAUAUAAUAAGCAUUAAAAAGCGUUUUAAAUAUUUAUUUUAACAGACGAGUUUAAACGCACUGAACGGUAAAAAAUAAUUUAAAAUUUGCAGAAUAUUUAUUUUUUUAAUUUAUAAGAAUAAAGCAUAUUAAGUGUUUUCUACAUUCAGUUCGAAUCACUUGGCUUCAUGGAGUGCUUCGGGACUAUGCACAGACUUGCGUGACACAUUUCAAGAAAAUUUUACUUAGUUUCUCCCUUUUGGUUUAAAGAUUUUUUUGAACUUGAAAGUCAAUCUUCGUGACGGCAGCCUGGAGACCUCCUUGUAUUUUAUGGGUCCGUCCCACUUCACGUGAUCUCUGAGCUACAACACACAUGACUUCGACAAUCCCCACAUCUUUAACACCCAGUGUCCGUUAUUAUAAUUUUCUUGUUUAACCCUGUACAGCCCGAGGGCCCCGACUCCAACCUGGAGGAAAGAUGGGCCCACCCUGUGGUCCACCUGAGCUGGUACGACGCCAAGCAGUACUGCGAGUUCCACGGCAAGAGGUUGCCGACCGAGCCCGAGUGGGAGUACGCGGCACGCGCCGGAGUGCAGAGUGAGUAAACAGUGUGGGCGUGGCUUAGGUCAUCACGUUUGACCGUGGUGGAGGAGGGUGUGACUUUGGUUGGUCAAUAUGGGCAGAGUGUGGGCCCUGGCUUUUGGCAACCAUCUUGCAGUGCGGCUUUGGUCAACAAGGUGUACGCCACCAAAUCCGAUAGAGAACAUUAGAAUAAUUUUUUUUUUAAAUUUUUUUUUUACAUAAAUCUACACAUCUUUAAAGAAAGAAUAUUGUUGUCAACUAUUGUAUAUAGAAAUAUGCAUCCAGAUUUAUAGAAAUUUUCAUGAAAUAAUCAAAUAAAAAAUAUAAAAUAUUUUCCUUCGACAGACAGGGCCUAUCCGUGGGGAGAUAACUGGGAGAGACAACGUGCUAAUUUAUGGCAGGUAAGAUUGUAACCUUUGAACUUUAGAAAAAAUAUAUUUAAUCAAACGAUUCAGGUUUAUUCAGAAAAAAAUGUAUGAUAAUUGUGUCCACUUAAAAAGAAAUAUCGAUACAUUGACUAAAAGUGAAGACUUGUUUUGUGUUGUUCUACAAGGGUGACUGGCCCUACGAAAACAGGAAGGCCGACGGCUAUGCCAUGACGUCACCAGUCGACGCCUACAGACCCCAGAAUCUCAUCGGUAAGUGAGAACUUUUGACCUACCAGGAUCUAAAGGAAAUGGAAGCAAGGACACGUAACUUACACAGCCGGGUCGGCACAUGUUUAUUUUCAAGUAUGUGUAUGACUAAGAGAGAAGGCUUAUUGCGCUGCUCUCCGAUAAAACGUUCAACCUUUAGGCGUCAGCUCUGAAGUUAAAAUUUAGCUUCUAGGCGCCACUUUGGCGCCCUGUGAUGGUGGCAUCCAGGGACUGUUGCCCCAUUAUCCUCCCCCCCCCCCACCUCCUCGCACGGCCCUGUGUACCAGUCAGGAGUAGUGCGAGUAAGCAGUCGUUACUUUUUUAGAUUGAAAAAUGUACGAUUUCAAUACGGACAACAAAGGCGUUUUGAGUCAUAAUAUGACUGUAACACCUCUGACGUCUUGAGGGACCUUCAUUUGAAACGUUUCAGUACACUUGUUGUUUUUUAAAAUAAAUAUUAUUGUUGUAUAAUUUCUUAUUUUUAAAAAGUAUCUCUUAUAAACAUUACGCUUCUGGUAUGACUCGUGGACUGCUUCCUAAUAGAAUACUUCCUAAUGGACUACUUCUUAAUGGACUGCUUCCUAAUGGACUGAUUCUUAAUGGACUGCUUCCUAAUGGACUGCUUCCUAAUGGACUGAUUCCUAAUGGACUGCUUCCUAAUGGACUGAUUCCUAAUGGACUGAUUCCUAAUGGACUGAUUCCUAAUGGACUGCAUCCUAAUGGACUGAUUCCUAAUGGACUGAUUCCUAAUGGACUACUUCCUAAUGGACUGAUUCCUAAUGGACUACUUCCUAAUGGACUGCUUCCUAAUGGACUGCUUCCUAAUGGACUGAUUCCUAAUGGACUACUUCCUUAUCGACUGAUUCCUAAUGGACUACUUCCUAAUGGACUGAUUCCUAAUGGACUACUUCCUAAUGGACUGCUUCCUAAUGGACUGAUUCCUAAUGGACUGCUUCCUAAUGGACUGAUUCCUAAUGGACUGAUUCCUAAUGGACUGAUUCCUAAUGGACUGCUUCCUAAUGGACUGAUUCCUAAUGGACUGCUUCCUAAUGGACUACUUCCUAAUGGACUACUUCCUAAUCGACUGAUUCCUAAUGGACUACUUCCUAAUGGACUACUUCCUAAUGGACUACUUCCUAAUGAACUACUUCCUAAUGGACUGCUUCCUAAUGGACUGCUUCCUAAUGGACUGCUUCCUAAUGGACUGAUUCCUAAUGGACUGAUUCCUAAUCGACUGAUUCCUAAUGGACUGCUUCCUAAUGGACUGAUUCCUAAUGGACUGCUUCCUAAUGGACUGAUUCCUAAUGGACUGCUUCCUAAUGGACUACUUCCUAAUGUACUACUUCCUAAUGGACUGCUUCCAAAUGGACUGCUUCCUAAUUAGCGAAUUUGGUAGAGUAUAAUACAAAUAAUUUCCUAUGUUUGAAAGAAAGUAUUGUUCAAUACUGAUUUCAAUAGCGCGUAAAAAAUAAUUCCCGAUAACUACGCUAAAUGUUGUUGUUGUUGUUUUUUUUAAAUAUAACGCAACUGCGUUUGGCGCGUAAAAUUGUCUUUUCGGAAUAAGAAAUGAUCUCAAUUUAAAUAUGAUGUAAAAAAUAGUAGGUUUAAAAGUGUUUGGGACAUCAGAAUAUUAAAUAUAAUUCAUUGGAGUGAAAUAAAAAGGUGUGCAGUGGCAUACCAAGGGGGGGGGGGGGGGGGGUGUAGCAAAAUUUAGGAUUCUUAAAUGUGCGUUACUUGAGUUCAUGUUUUGUCAAGUAACAUUAGUAGACGGGAAGUUCAUGCAUUGCUGUCGUCAAUGUUAGGUGGGCUAUUACUAGUUUUUAAAAAUAUGUUUUCUCUUUUUUUUUUUUUUUGAAAUGUGGUGAUGGAGGGUGCAUGUCAGAAUAAAUUUCUUGUUUAUAUUUGUUUGUUUGGUGUUAUUGUUGUUAUUUAGUUUUUAAAAAUAUGUUUUCUCUUUUUUUUUUUUUUUUGAAAUGUGGUGAUGGAGGGUGCGUGUCAGAAUAAAUUUCUUGUUUAUAUUUGUUUGUUUGAUGAUAUUGUUGUUAUUGGCAUCCGUCAGUCACAAUGUGACGAUAGUAUAGAUGUCUCAUUUUGAAGAUGAUGUAGACGUCACAGUGUGACGAUGGUAUAGACUUCGCAGGACGAAAUCACAAGGCCUGGGAUUUCUGCUUUAGGUGAAUGAGCUGGUUCUCUUGGUCAGCUAAUCCCUUCUCUCCACGAAUCCGAUGAACGGCUUGGGAACAGGAGCGUCGCAGAAGUUGUCAAAAUUUGCAUCGAGUUAAUGUCAAAUCGUCUACAGGACUUAAUCUCCGAGUUCGAAUUCAGAGUUGUCCUCCUCUUAGAUGCGUUGCCAUCUUGGGAUAACGGGCCCAUCUCCCCCACGGUGCUAGUGAUUUUUUCUAUUGUUGUUGUUGCCAGUCUAGGUUUAGAAAUGACACAGUUUAGACCGCGCACCCUUCCAGAAACCUGUCACAACCCCUAUCUCAUCAUUGAAUCAGGAUUAAAUCGAGUCGGAUUUUGUUUCAAAAGAGUGCUCUGACUCAUUUCCCACCAAAUCCUUUUUGGAUUCCCUAAAAUUUCCACUUAACAUACACCCCACCAGAAUCAUGAAGGGAUCGAGAAUUGUGGCGUGCCUCCUCAUUCAAAUGCUCCUACGACAUAAAGUCAAUAGAACCGCGGCUUGCAGAGCACAAAAAAAAAAAAAAAAAAAAAAAAAAACCCAAAAAAAAAAAAAAAAAAAACGCGGGCAAACAAAAAAAAAAAAAAAAAAAAAAAAAAAAAAUCCAGAAAAAUCGCGGGUUAACUGUGGACCUGGAUAUGUGACAUCUCUUCAUUACAACUACAGCAAAAGAAUUAUUCGUCCCAGAAUCGUUCUCAUCAGUCAUCUGCGCCACCAGCAGGCUGGAACAGCCUCAACAAGAAACCCGGUGGUAAACAUGGGAUCGACCGAUUUCAACGGACGCCCCAGCGGCCCCCCACCACCUCCGUUUAAGUUACGCCUAUGAUGUUCAAUGCGUUAUUUCAUUGUUUUAUCGUUGUCAAUGUCUGGCCAGGAUUCUACGACAUGAUCGGUAACGUCUGGGAGUGGACGCUGUCGGCCUACGUGGAGAGAAUGGUCCAGCACCAUCUGCAGACCAGCAUGGUGGUGCUCAAAGGCGGAUCCUACGUGGACUCUGUCACCGGGAAGAUAAACCAACCCGUGAGAAACGGUCAAAGGUGAGUGAGAUGCAGAACUCAACGAAUAGCCACUUCGUUUACAUAUUGUCUUAUAACUCUAGAUUAGCAAGGGACGUGAAGAAUGUGGAAUAUAAGAUCAAGAAAAGCAAAGAGUAUAAUAAAUGCCAUUAUUUUUAAAAGAUCUAAUGAUACUUAGUUUAUUCCACUAAAAUUUUCACAUCUCGUAUUUAAAAAAAAAAAAAAAAAGUAUACUUAUUUUCAAAACGAAAUAAACAUUUAUAGAAAUAAAUUAAAUUUAAAAAACAAAUUUAGAACGUUUUUUUAAAGAAAGAAAACACCUUUUAAAUUUUCAUUCAGUUUUUAAAGCUAAAACAUUACGUUUAUUUAUACUUUCUAAAAUAAACUAAAGGCAUCGCAUUAAUAACAUAACAAAGCAAAAAUGAUAUCUCGAUCACUUGGAUUCCCGCCAGGAUGGGCCAGAAGCAAGACUACACCUCAGCCAACAUCGGCUUCCGGUGUGCCAAGAGCGCGCCAGAAUUCGACAAAGCUGCCGAGGAGGCCGCCACCACGACCGAAGCGCCGAGGAAGAAGGGGAGAAAGUUCCACUUGAAGAAGAAGGAAGAGUUGUAGGUGUGCUGGCUUUGAAUGGAUCACGCUGCAGAGUGUAGACAAGACUUGAUUUGAGAUUAUGUUUCACGAAAUGCUGCGUUGUGUUGUGAUUGAGUUAGUGGCGGGUCGAGAGAUGGGCGGAAUCGCCGUGUUUUUUUAGGUGGGUUCCCAUUAAGUUCGUUUAUGCCUCCGUUAUUUUUGUCCCUUAACAACCCAGUUGUGCCAUCCUGUCAUUUUUUUUAUGCAUCAGGCCCCUGUCAAUUUUGUAUUUAUUUAUUUUGUGUUGUUUUGUGUUGUAUUCGCCACUAGACGAAAGUAAAUUGUGUGUGGAUUAAGAAGAAAGGUGGAUAAGAAGUAAAUCGAUAAUUGCUUUAAUUUUUGAAGAGUGGAUUAAACGUUAAUUGUUGAUCUCAGAGUUCUCACUUCAUCCCAUUUCAGCAACACCAUGAAACAACUCGUUUUAGAAAUGUCCGUUUCAAACUUUUGAGCCAAAAGUUAUACAAACAGCAUUUAAAUCAUUAAAUUACGUGUGCCAUCAUCAUUAUUGGAAUGUAGAGGUUUGACGAUUGUUGUACCGUAUGAGAAGUGGCAUCAGUUAGUGCCAAUGUUGUACCGUAUGAGAAGUGGCAUUAGUUAGUGCCAAUGUUGUACCGUAUGAGAAGUGGCAUUAGUUAGUGCCAAUGUUGAACCGUAUGAGAAGUGGCAUUAGUUAGUGCCAAUGUUGUACCGUAUGAGACGUGGCAUUAGUUAGUGCCAAUGUUGUACCGUAUGAGAAGUGGCAUUAGUUAGUGUCAAUGUUGUACCGUAUGAGAAGUGGCAUUAGUUAGCGCCAAUGUUGUACCGUAUGAGAAGUAGCAUUAGUUAGUUCCAACAUUGUUGAUAGAAUCAACUUUGUCAAAUAAAUGAAUUUUGUAGAAAUU